UCUACUGGCUCCACUACCAGAUCAUCAUGCCUCCUUCAGCAAAUAUGCUUGCCGAUCUGGACAACAAGCACGGAAGGACAUCGUCAAGCUCGAUUGCCAAAGAUAUCGAGCGAGUCGAUGUCUACGAAUACAACAAGUAUGCUGGCAUGGGCCUUACGCAUGAAGAGGCUGAAUUCUACGAUACCUUUCCUGAAGACCAGAGAAAAGCAAUGAUCAGGAAGGUCGAUCUGAGACUUGUACCUGUCCUUGCUGUACUCUACCUUUUCUCCCACAUCGACAGAGCAAACAUCGGUAACGCCAAGAUCGAGGGUAUGAUGGAGGAUCUGAACAUGUCUGGCAUUCAGUACAAUAUAUCUCUCGAUUUUCUUCAUCCCAUACAUCCUGCUGGAAGUGCCAUCGAACGUGCUGCUCAAGAAGUUCAAGCGACCCUCUCACUACAUCGGCAUACUUGUCGUCAGCUGGGGUACCAUCAUGACUCUCACCGGUCUGGUCAAGAACUUCGCUGGCCUGAUGGUGACGAGGGUCUUGCUAGGGGUUGCGGAGGCUGGCUUUUCCCCGGUGCCGUUUAUUUGAUCACUCAUUGGUAUGCCCAAAGACAGGUGCAGACUCGUCUUGCGCUGUUCUAUUGUGCUUCCGCUCUUUCUGGUGCUUGCUCGGGUCUUCUGGCGUUUGCCAUCUCGAAGAUGGACGGCCUCGGUGGAAGGCCGGGUUGGGCGUGGAUCUUCCUUCUUGAGGGCAUGGUCACAGUUAUAGUCGGUAUUGCCUGCUUCUUCAUUAUGCCAGACACACCCAAUCUCUCUGGAAGAUGGCUCAAUGAGAAUGAACGCCGCUAUCUCGUUCUCCAGAACGUCAUAAAAAACGCUGGUCGUGGUACAUCUGACGAUGGCGAGAAGGCCGACAAGUUCAAGUGGAACUACCUCAGAGAUCUGCUUACAGACUACAAAGUCUAUCUCCAAGCAUGGAUCCUCUUCACUGCGUCCGUCUGCGCGUACGGCCUCAAAUUCACCAUGCCCUCAAUCACCAAAUCCAUGGGUUACACAUCCUCACAAGCACAACUCAUGACGAUUCCACCUUAUGUUGCGGGAGCGAUCUCGGCAGUCGCGCUAUCCAAGUUAUCCGAUCGCUUCCAGUGGCGUGCUCCGUUCAUAUUUGGCCAGAUGGCCGUUGUGACUCUCGGCUUCGCAAUGCUCCUAGCACUUGCGCCCAACAUUAAGCAUCAGAUUCCCGCAUGUUAUAUUGGCGUGGUACUUGUCUGUAUUGGUCAAUACCCCACUAACCCUGCUGGAUCUGCUUGGAUCUCAUCGAACCUUGCCGGUGAAUCGAAGAGAGCUAUGGGUAUCGCCCUGAACAUCGCUCUAGGAAAUUGUGGUGGAAUUGUGGGUUCCUACAUCUUUCUUGACAAUGAGAAGCCGGGAUAUCCUACCGGCUUUGGUAUUGGCUUGGGCUUUGCAGCCUUUACUCUGUUUAGCACAGUCAUUCUUGAGCUGUCCUACAUCCGCCUCAACAAGAAAAGAGAGGCUUUGGAUGAGGCCGAGAUCAGGCAAAAGUACAGCGAGGAGGAAUUACAAAAGAUGGGGAGACAGAUCGCCAUUGUUCAAGUACAAGCUGUAGGA
Molecule: messenger RNA, 1613 nt
Organism: Aureobasidium musti
Lineage: Eukaryota; Fungi; Ascomycota; Dothideomycetes; Dothideales; Saccotheciaceae
Source: the annotation of a GenBank genome assembly